Juglans regia (Persian walnut) is the source of this 348-nucleotide messenger RNA. RefSeq lists its product as uncharacterized. The transcript has a single exon. NCBI's taxonomy places the organism in Eukaryota, Viridiplantae, Streptophyta, Magnoliopsida, Fagales, Juglandaceae. The record is from RefSeq and is a predicted model, not a curated record. Bases 1 to 348 code for a protein of 115 amino acids.
AUGGUUGUCUCUCAAUGGCUCUCCUCCGAAAGUUCCCCAUUUGCGGAUCCUACUCUAUAUCGCUCCUUGGUUGGUGCCUUGCAGUACUUGAUGAUUGCCCGUCCUGACCUCGCUCAUUCCGUCAACUCCAUAAUUCAAUUUCCUCAUGUGCCAACUGAUGAUCAUUUUCAGGCAGUCAAGUGGAUUCUUCACUAUGUCAAAGGCACACUUCAUUUUGGUUUGAGGUUCACUUCGUCUUCCUCUAUUGCCUUAGUAGCAUAUUUGGAUGCAGAUUGGGCUGGGUGCCUUGACACUAGACGCUCCACCUCUGGCUACUCGAUCUAUCUUGGCAAUAAUCUUGUAUCCUAA